This is a messenger RNA of Aspergillus eucalypticola CBS 122712, 276 nucleotides long. RefSeq lists its product as uncharacterized. The record is from RefSeq and is a predicted model, not a curated record. NCBI's taxonomy places the organism in Eukaryota, Fungi, Ascomycota, Eurotiomycetes, Eurotiales, Aspergillaceae. Bases 1 to 276 code for a protein of 91 amino acids. The transcript is spliced from 2 exons. Gene Ontology annotation, cellular component: extracellular region.
AUGAAAUCCUUCAUCACAACAGUUUCCCUUUUCCUCACAGCCUCUACCAGCUUCGCCAUCGCUCAAUCCUCCAUCUGCUCCGAGGGAUACCACCCCCAGUGCUGCGCUUCCGAUGUCCUGGGUCUCGAUUCUUCAAGCUGCGGUGCUCCUCCCAAACAGCCAACAAAUGGUGCGGAUUUGGUGGCUAUUUGCAGAGAGGUAGGACAGGAGGCUAGUUGCUGUUCUUCUCCUGUGUAUGAUCUUGGGGUCAUUUGUGUUCCGGUUGUUGGUGUUUAG